This is a messenger RNA of Onychostruthus taczanowskii (white-rumped snowfinch), 879 nucleotides long. RefSeq names its product single-strand-selective monofunctional uracil-DNA glycosylase 1 (gene SMUG1). Gene Ontology annotation, biological process: base-excision repair. Gene Ontology annotation, molecular function: oxidized pyrimidine nucleobase lesion DNA N-glycosylase activity; single-strand selective uracil DNA N-glycosylase activity. The record is from RefSeq and is a predicted model, not a curated record. Bases 1 to 879 code for a protein of 292 amino acids. The transcript is spliced from 4 exons. NCBI's taxonomy places the organism in Eukaryota, Metazoa, Chordata, Aves, Passeriformes, Passeridae.
AUGGAGCGGGAGGAGGAGGAGGAGGAGGAGGAGGAAGGAGCGAGGGCUGAGCCUGAGGCUGAUGAUGGAGCCGGGGCUGAGGCUGAUGAUGAUGAUGAUGAUGAUGAUGAUGAUGGAGGAGCCGGGGCUGCCGGGGCCGAAGCCGAGGAUGCUGAUGCUGAGGAUGCUGAGGAUGCCGAGGAUGAGGAUGCAGCCGAGGCCGAAGGCGCGGCGCUGGCCGCGCGGUUCCUGGCGCUGCAGCUCGCUCUGUCCGGGGCGCUGCGGGCGCUGCCGCCGCCGGGGCCGCCGGUGGCCGCGGUGUACGCGCCGCUCGAGUACGCGUGGGAGCCGCACCGGCGCUUCGUGCGCCGCUUCCUGCGCGCCCCGACACCCGUGCUGUUCCUGGGCAUGAACCCCGGGCCGUUCGGCAUGGCCCAGACCGGGGUGCCGUUCGGCGAGGCGUGGCACGUGCGGGAGUGGCUGCGGGUGUCGGGCGCGGUGCGGCGGCCGCCCCGGGAGCACCCCAAGCGCCCGGUGCUGGGGCUGCGCUGCCCGCGGAGCGAGGUCAGCGGCGCCCGCUUCUGGGGGCUGAUCCGCAGCCUGUGCCCGGAGCCCCGCGCCUUCUUCCGCCACUGCUUCGUGCACAACCUGUGCCCGCUGCUCUUCCUCGCCGCCUCGGGCCGCAACGUGCCGCCGCCGGAGCUGCGGGCGGCCGAGCGGGAGCGGCUGCUGGCGCCGUGCGGGGCCGCGCUGGCCGCCGUGGUGGCGGCGCUGGGCGUGCGCCUGGUGGUGGCCCUGGGCCUGGACCCCAAAACCGGGGCUGGGCAUGAACCCCGGGCCGCUCGGCAUGGCCCAGACCGGGUUUUAAUCGCAAUAAAGCAGCGCGGCCGCGAGGUGUAA